AUGACUGCCCCAAACAACUACCAGCCACCCGCUCUCCCAGCAGACAUUAUCACCGAACUGAUCCUCUCCCUGGACCUCCCCCGACCGACCCUCGUCGAACCACUCCAAGUAUCCGCCGCCUUCCACACCAUCUACCUCAUCCACUUCAACCCCGACACGGCAGCCUCGAUCCCCGCCCGUCGUGAGCCCGAUGGGUCCGUCAUCCUCGUUCUCCGCGUUUCCGGACGGCAGUUGCCCAUGAUCAAGACCCUCAAUGAAGUCGGGGUCAUGACGUGGGUGCGCCAAAACACCCACAUCCCCGUUCCCGCAGUGGUGCGCUACUCCGCGACCGACGACAACCUGAUCGGACACGAGUUUACACUUCUCGAGAAGGCUCCUGGGGUGAGCGUGGAGAAAGUGUACCCGACUCUCAGCACGGAAAGCAAAACCAAGAUGGUGGAACAAUUGACCGACUACCUGAUCGAGCUACACUCCCACCCUUGGACCGACGGCUAUGUGGGCGGAUUAACGAUCCGCGACGGCGAGAUCGCAUCGGGGCCGCCGAUCGAGGAAACAUAUUGGCAGGCACCGGAUAUUGCUAAAUACUGGGAUGACAAGGAAACUUUGGAAUCGCUGAACCCUUUCAACCCGGACGGCUACCCCAGCUAUACGGCAUACAACGUCGCCUGUUUGGAGCGGUACAUCCACGCCAUCGAGAUACAUCCCUCGUUAGUGACACACCGUGAUCGUAUUCCCCGGCUACGGCAGUUGCUGGCGGCGCUGGAAUCCCCGGAACACAAAGAGGAGCUCAACCGGGUGACCUACGUGCUGGCACACAAGGACCUGCACUUUGCCAACAUUAUGUGCGACCCAACGGACCCAGAGUGUCCCAUUACUGGCGUGCUGGAUUGGGAGUUCUCCAGUGUGGUGCCGGCGCCUCGAUGGAACCCGGUGCGGGCGUUCGCGUGGAAUUACCGGUACGCGCCCGAAGACAAAGCGGAGCGGGAUCACCUGGAAGAGGUGUUUGCGGAGAUCUGUUGGGCCAAGGGGGCGGGCCACGUGCUGGAGGAGAUGAAGCCGAAUGGGCGGCAGGAGGCGAUGCAGAAGGCGAUCAACCACGUCCGGGCCAUUGUGGAGGUGUGUCCGCGGGGACAGGCUGCAGAGAAGGUGGACACGUGGUGGGCCACCGUCGAGGAAGCGAUGGCAGUCCUGGGGAUAUAA
Messenger RNA from Aspergillus sclerotioniger CBS 115572, 1200 nucleotides. RefSeq names its product phosphotransferase family protein. Lineage: Eukaryota; Fungi; Ascomycota; Eurotiomycetes; Eurotiales; Aspergillaceae. The transcript has a single exon. The record is from RefSeq and is a predicted model, not a curated record. Bases 1 to 1200 code for a protein of 399 amino acids.